UGUCAUCCCGCUUCUAUAAUUACUGGAAUCAAUCCAAACUAUGGUCCUGAAGCUGGGGGCACAAUGGUACAAAUCGAUAUAGCGAAUAUGAAACCAUAUGAACAUGUAGAAUCCAUAACGACGGCAGGUGUUCCAUGCCAAAUCAUCAGUCCUACUGACGUUACACCCGUGACGUGUAUGACGGGAGAAUCUUCUCGGGGCGUAAAUGGCAGCAUAGCUAUCGUCUUGAACGGCGGUCUACCCCUAACACUGACUGCAACUGGUGUAAAUACCUCAUUCUUUUAUAUGCCUAACCCUAUCAUCACAAAUAUAAACAGGAAUAUUGGACCAAUCAGUGGAGGGACUAUCAUCGAGAUUAUUGGAGAGCAUCUGACGUCAAUCAGCCGUCCUGAAAUCACCGUGACAGUUGUAGUUGACCUGGUCAAACAUGUAGUAAAACAGGUAUGCGGAGAUGUCCAACCUGAGAAAAUGUUGUGUCCGGCACCUAACAUAACGGAAUUAAUUCAAGCAAUCCUCGUUUCACAGAAUUUAACUCAUCUUAACUCGACGGCCAUUAACAAAGAAUUCGACUUUGGAAUAGGAGUUAAAUUAGAUGGUGUUGAUGAAUUCGAAAAUCUUACAGAAGCAUUGCCUAAUAACCCUCGGACAAAUUUAAAAGUAGUAAACGAUAUUGAACUUGGAAGACUACAGCCGGAUAUUUUCUAUGCUAAUACUUGGAUGGGCAUAGUGUCGAUAUCGAUUCCUAUAAAAACCCCAUCCGAGGCUGUUACAAAGGAUGAUUUGAAUGUUAAAGUUGGCGAAGGAGUUUGUCGAAUCAAAGAUAUGUUUACGAAUGCUGUGAUAUGUCGUGU
Owenia fusiformis is the source of this 851-nucleotide messenger RNA. NCBI's taxonomy places the organism in Eukaryota, Metazoa, Annelida, Polychaeta, Sabellida, Oweniidae. The record is from the annotation of a GenBank genome assembly.